Molecule: messenger RNA, 1319 nt
Organism: Chara braunii
Lineage: Eukaryota; Viridiplantae; Streptophyta; Charophyceae; Charales; Characeae
Source: the annotation of a GenBank genome assembly
UCUUUUGAAUACCUUUUUUGAGGGGGGGGGGCAACUGUGGGAAGGGUUUAUGUGCAGUCACACGUUCUAGAUGUUUUUUUGAGGGGUGACAUCUGUGGGAAGGGUUUAUGUGCAUUCGUGCCUUGUAAAAGUAAGUAUGUUCUUUUUUUUUUUUUUUGAAAGCGUAGCAGUUUUGCGAGUACGGGCCUGAUCGUGCUUGUCCAUUCAUUGACUUGGCUGCCAUUGAGAGAGAAUGAAGGAUGUGGAGGUAACGGUCCCCAUUGCCUAUGGCACCAUCUCUUUUUGGCUUGGGAAGAAGGCCGAUGAGUACCAUUCGCACAAAUGGACUGUUUACGUCCGGGCUGUGAAUAAUGAAGACCUGUCGGCGAUCAUUAAGAAAGUGGUGUUUCAGCUCCAUCCUAGCUUCAGCAACCCGACACGGGUUGUUGAAAAUCCACCUUUCGAGCUCAAUGAAACGGGUUGGGGGGAAUUCGAGAUCGGAAUCAGCAUCUACUUCCAUCCUGACAUCUCAGACAAGCCCAUUGACAUAUUCCAUCCUUUGCGUCUCUACCCUGAAGAGGAAGGGUCUCAACCAAGCACCAAGAAGCCGGUGGUCGUUGAGUCGUACGAUGAGCUUGUUUUCACGGAGCCUUCUGAAGGCUUCCUGCAACGUAUAUUAAAUAACCCGUGCGUUCAGAUUUCUUAUGGGCCCACUGCACAGCCAAUUGCUCCGCCAGCUGAUGGUUCUGGCACAAACCCUUCAAGUGGAGAUGGAAUGCCCUCUUUGACAGCACAUCCAGAAAAGAAGGAUGGGUCGACAAAGAACCACAAUCUGGCGCAGUACUUCCUACAGCACUCGGACGAGGAGGAGCUUGCAGCCCUGCGGGAAGCUCGGAGGCAGGUUGCAGCGUCAAUCACAAAGCUGGAGAGGGACCUCGCCGCCUUGGAAUCGGAAGCAAAUAGUCUAAGGGCGCAGCCAAUGAGCUGAUCACGACCUCGUCAUUUUUUUGCCAGCCACCCUUACAGGGGCCCAUAGGAGGUACAGUUGUUCAACUUUUUUGUUGGUGAUUGCAGCAGUGCGCAGUCUAGGCGCUUUGAGUCAAUGAAUGAACUUUUGAACAAAGAUGAGAAUCGGUUAGUGGCGCUCCACUCCACUGGGUCCACCCCAUCAUACCUUUUUGCCGUGGGGUUUCCUCAGAUUUUGCGGAGGUCCUGAAGAGCUCUCACUUGUGGGCAUAACUACCUUCUUUUCCCCCGAAGGCAACGUCCGGUCAUUAUAGCUGUAUGGAUUUGGGGCAUCUUUCAGUCUAAAUACUAAAUAGUAAAUACGGCUAUAAUGA